AUGGACGGUCCCGGAAACAACGAUGGUGCGCAGCCGUACGCAGCCAUGGCUGGGAAGCUGGACCCCAAGCUCCUGCAAGCCGUCAAGGUGAUGGGGUUUGACUAUAUGACACCUGUCCAACACCGCGUGUUAACAGAGCUUCCAAGCUGGCGCAGUGACUGCCUGGUCCAGGCCAAGACUGGCACAGGCAAAACCCUUGCCUUUUUGCUACCUACAUUGCACUGUUUAGUUCAAGGCCAUUCGGCUCCACCAAGAGGCCAGGUCGCGAUCUUGAUCAUCACGCCAACACGAGAGCUUGCUCAGCAAAUUGCAAAGUCAUGCGAUCAGCUUACCUCGCAAUUGGCGACACCUCGUGAGUGCCACAUUGCAGUGGGUGGAACGGCUCGGGCAUCUGCUCUGUCGCGUUUCAUGAAGGGAGCACCGUCCAUCCUUGUAGCAACUCCAGGACGCCUGAAGGAUUACCUGUCAGAACCCUCUACUGCUGAAAAGUUGUCGAACAUUCAAACGCUGAUUUUGGAUGAAGCCGACACGAUGCUUGAGAGUGGCUUCCUCGCUGAUGUGAAGCGAAUCCUCCAACUCAUUCCACCAAAGAGCACUGGCUGGCAAGGUAUGUGCUUCUCAGCCACUGUGCCACCCAAAGUCAAGGAUGUGGUUAGUGUAGUGUUGAAGCCAGGCUAUACGAGCAUUUCGACAAUUGAAAAGAAUGAAGCGCCAACGCAUGAGAGAGUACCCCAGUACCACGUGUUGAUACCGUCCGUGGCAGACACCUUUACUACGCUUGCCUCCCUUCUCAAUCUUGAAAUCAAGACCAGCUCUAAAAUCAUUGUCUUCGGGGUCACGGCAAACAUGGUUGCUCUUUUCGCUGCAGCCUUUUCUCAAGGCUUGACGCCUUUGAGGGUGUUUGAAAUCCACUCGAGGCUGAGCCAGAGCGCUCGCACGAAAACUACGGCUCAAUUCAAGGAGGCAGCAACAGGCAUCAUGUUCGCCUCAGAUGUUAUUGGUCGUGGCAUGGAUUUCCCGAAUGUCGACUUGGUCAUUCAGGUUGGUCUGCCAUCGAACGGCGAACAGUACGUUCAUCGUGUCGGUCGUACAGCCCGCGCGGGCAAUGAUGGCCGUGCUAUCAUCCUCCUCACCGAAGCCGAGUCUUUCUUCAUGAAGGUCAACCGUCACUUGCCCAUCCAGCCCCAUCCCCAGACUGACACGAUCAACGCGGGCGCUUCCUUAUGCGCCGAUGCCGUCACUCAGGCCAUGUACAGUAUUGGCGAGGACACAAAGCAACGUGCUUACUCGUCCUACAUAGGUUUCUUUGCUGGAUCGGGUCUCCUGAAGCAGCUUCGUAUGGACAAACCCGGCCUUGUUCAACUCGCCAACGAGUUGGCCAUAAAAGGCAUGGGAUGUCCUGAGCCUCCACCAAUGGAUAAAAAGAUCAUUGGCAAGAUGGGGUUGAAGGGUGUACCUGGAUUUAACUAUGCAAGUGGAAAUGACUUGAAUGGAGACCGUCCAGCUAGACCACGCGGCCGCCCUGGGAAUAAGACUCGUGAUGUAUUAAGUCCCGGAGCUGGUCAAGGAGACCGCAGAGGUUCAGUCUCGAAGAAACGUGGAGGAGGUCGCGGUGGAGGGCGUGGGGGACGUGGAGGGCGUGGCGGGAAGCCGAAAGCAGCAUAG
Aspergillus bombycis is the source of this 1665-nucleotide messenger RNA. RefSeq names its product DEAD/DEAH box helicase. Lineage: Eukaryota; Fungi; Ascomycota; Eurotiomycetes; Eurotiales; Aspergillaceae. Gene Ontology annotation, cellular component: mitochondrion. The coding region runs from base 1 to 1665 and encodes 554 amino acids. The record is from RefSeq and is a predicted model, not a curated record. Gene Ontology annotation, molecular function: ATP binding; nucleic acid binding. The transcript has a single exon.